GGGGAUGCGGCUGGAGAAGACGGUGAAGAUCGUGGAGCUGGACCCACAGAAGAAGGGAGUCAACGGCGUGCAGGAGGAGCGGGUCAAGGCCGCCGACCUCUCGGACAUCGUCCCCAACACCGAGUCGGAGACCAAAGUCAGCAUCCAGGGCAACCCCGUGUCCAUCAUGGUGGAGAAGGCCAUCGAUGGGGCCAAGCUGAAGCACCUGAUCGUGACGCCGUCGGGCUGCGGCGAGCAGAACAUGAUC
Messenger RNA from Zonotrichia albicollis (white-throated sparrow), 247 nucleotides. The record is from RefSeq and is a predicted model, not a curated record. NCBI's taxonomy places the organism in Eukaryota, Metazoa, Chordata, Aves, Passeriformes, Passerellidae.